Molecule: messenger RNA, 5488 nt
Organism: Cebus imitator (Panamanian white-faced capuchin)
Lineage: Eukaryota; Metazoa; Chordata; Mammalia; Primates; Cebidae
Gene: TUT4
Product: terminal uridylyl transferase 4
Exons: 30
Coding region: 304-4830 (1508 amino acids)
Molecular function (GO): zinc ion binding; RNA uridylyltransferase activity; nucleic acid binding
Source: RefSeq, a predicted model, not a curated record
CUCGCGAGCUAACGAGUGUCUCGCGCGCUCUCCCUUCCCUCCGCGUCGGUUUCGCGGCGCGGCGGACAUGGCGGUGGAGUCCUGAGCUCGUCGUGUCUCGGCCUCCAGCGGCGGCAGCGGCGACGGCGGCGGCAGCAGGAGGCGGAGGGAGAGCGGGAGCCACUGAGAUGAGGAGGCGUCGCGCGCGCCUGUAGCUCGCGGGCCUCGCAGUGUGCUUGCCUAAACUGGAUUUGAAGCGAUUUAAACUGCCGGAGAUCUGCCACUUUAUAAUAUCACAAUUGGAAAGAAGCAGAUUUUCAAAUAAUGGAAGAGUCUAAGAUCUUAAAAAGUGAAAAUCAUGAACCAAAGAAGAAUGUUAUUUGUGAAGAAAGCAAAGCAGUUCAAGUUAUAGCUAAUCAAAUGUUGAAAGCUAGAAAUGAUAAAUCCAUAAAAGAAAUUGGGAACAGCUCUCCAAAUAGGAGUAGUAGUAAAAAAAAUAAGCAAAAUGAUAUGUGUAUAGAAAAAACAGAAGUUAAAUCAUGUAAAGUAAAUGCAGUCAACCUUCCCAGCCCUAAAGAUUUGGGGGUAGUCCUUCGAGAUCAAAGUCAUUGCAAAGCAAAAAAAUUUCCUAAUUCACCAGUGAAAGCCGAAAAGGCACCCAUUUCACAGGCAAAAUUAGAAAAGGCAACCAGUUUACAGGCAAAAGCAGAAAAAUCACUGAAGUCACCUAAUUCAGUGAAAGCAGAAAAAGCAACCAGUUCUCAGUUGAAGUCAGAAAAGGCACUGAGUUCACCAGCAGAAGCAGAAAAGGGACCCAGUUUACUGUUGAAAGACAUGAGACAGAAGACAGAAUUACAACAGAUUGGGAAAAAAAUUCCAAGCUCCUUUACUUCUGUGGACAAAGUGAAUAUUGAAGCUGUAGAGGGAGAAAAAUAUGCUCUGCAAAACUCACCACAAUCUCAGAAACAACAAACAUGUACAGAUAAUACUGGUGAUUCUGAUGAUAGUGCUUCAGGAAUUGAAGAUGUAUCGGACGAUUUGAGUAAAAUGAAGAAUGAUGAAUCUAAUAAAGAAAAUUCUUCAGAGAUGGACUAUUUAGAAAAUGCCACUGUGAUAGAUGAAUCUACAUUGACACCUGAACAGAGGCUGGGGUUGAAACAAGCAGAAGAACGUUUAGAAAGAGAUCACAUCUUUCGACUUGAAAAACGAUCACCAGAAUAUACCAAUUGCCGCUAUCUGUGCAAACUUUGCUUAAUACACAUUGAAAAUAUCCAGGGAGCUCAUAAACAUAUAAAGGAGAAACGACAUAAGAAAAAUAUUUUGGAAAAACAAGAAGAAAGUGAGCUUCGUUCUCUGCCACCUCCUUCCCCUGCCCACCUGGCUGCUUUAAGUGUUGCAGUCAUUGAAUUAGCCAAAGAACAUGGAAUAACAGAUGAUGACCUCAGGGUCCGUCAGGAAAUUGUGGAGGAAAUGUCAAAGGUUAUAACAACUUUUUUACCAGAAUGUUCACUUAGGUUGUAUGGCUCGUCUCUGACUAAAUUUGCUCUGAAAAGUAGUGAUGUUAAUAUAGAUAUAAAAUUUCCUCCCAAGAUGAAUCAUCCAGAUCUUCUGAUAAAAGUACUUGGGAUCUUAAAGAAAAAUGUAUUAUAUGUAGAUGUGGAAUCUGAUUUUCACGCUAAAGUUCCUGUUGUGGUGUGCAGAGAUCGAAAAAGUGGUUUACUUUGUAGAGUGAGUGCAGGAAAUGACAUGGCAUGUCUCACUACUGAUUUACUUACUGCUCUUGGCAAAAUGGAACCUGUCUUUAUUCCAUUGGUGUUAGCCUUUCGCUACUGGGCUAAGUUGUGCUAUAUUGACUCCCAAACUGAUGGUGGAAUCCCUUCUUACUGUUUUGCUUUAAUGGUGAUGUUUUUUCUACAACAGAGAAAACCCCCUCUUCUUCCUUGCUUACUUGGAAGUUGGAUUGAAGGCUUUGACCCAAAAAGAAUGGAUGACUUUCAGCUGAAGGGCAUAGUAGAAGAGAAGUUUGUGAAGUGGGAGUAUAAUUCAAGUAGUGCAACUGAGAAAAACUCAAUUGCUGAGGAAAACAAAGCUAAGGCAGACCAACCAAAAGAUGAUACCAAGAAGACAGAAACAGACAACCAAAGUAAUGCCAUGAAGGAAAAACAUGGCAAAUCUCCUUUAACAUUGGAAACACCAAAUCAGGUAUCCUUGGGACAGUUAUGGUUAGAGCUGCUAAAAUUUUACACACUGGAAUUUGCUUUGGAGGAAUAUGUCAUAUGUGUACGGAUACGAGAUAUUUUAACAAGAGAAAAUAAAAACUGGCCUAAAAGGCGAAUAGCCAUUGAAGAUCCAUUUUCAGUCAAGAGGAAUGUUGCACGGAGCUUAAACAGCCAGCUGGUUUACGAAUAUGUUGUGGAGAGAUUUAGGGCAGCUUAUCGGUAUUUUGCCUGUCCUCAGAGGAAGGGUGGAAAUAAGUCUACAGUGGACUUCAAGAAAAGAGAGAAGGGGAAAAUAAGCAAUAAGAAACCAGUUAAGUCUAACAACGUGGCAACCAACAGUUGCAUUCUGCUUGGGGAAAGCACAGAAAAAAAAAAUGCAGAAAGAGAGCAACCUGUUAAAUACGAUGAAAUGGAAUGUACAUCACAGAGAUGUAUUAUUGACAACAACAAUUUGUUGGUAAAUGAACUAGAUUUUGCUGACUGUGAACAGGAAUCUUCAUCUCUUUCUGCCAGCAAAAGCAGUGAAUUAGAGCCAAAAUCAGUUAAGAAACAAGAUCAUUUAGCGCCUUCAGAAACUUGUUUAAAAACAGAGCUCAACCAAUGUAAUUGCAUUCAUUUGUCUAAGUCCUCUGACCCAGAUAAAUCUACUGGAACAGACUGCAGGUCAAAUUUAGAAACAGAGAGUUCACAUCAGAGUGUGUGCACCGACAUACCUGCUACCUCUUGCAACUGCAAAGCUACAGAAGAUGCUUCUGACCUUAAUGAUGACGAUAACUUCUCCACCCAGGAAUUAUAUUAUGUGUUUGAUAAAUUUAUUUUAACCUCUGGCAAGCCACCAACAAUAGUAUGCAGCAUCUGCAAAAAGGAUGGCCAUUCAAAGAAUGAUUGCCCAGAGGAUUUCAGGAAAAUUGAUCUAAAACCUCUACCACCAAUGACAAACCGAUUUCGGGAAAUACUUGAUUUAGUAUGUAAAAGAUGUUUUGAUGAGUUAUCACCACCUUGUUCUGAACAACACAACAGGGAGCAAAUUUUAAUUGGCUUGGAAAAGUUUAUUCAAAAAGAAUAUGAUGAAAAGGCAAGAUUGUGCUUAUUUGGCUCUUCCAAGAAUGGAUUUGGAUUUCGUGAUAGCGAUCUGGAUAUUUGUAUGACCCUGGAAGGCCAUGAAAAUGCAGAGAAAUUAAAUUGUAAGGAAAUAAUUGAAAAUUUGGCAAAAAUUCUUAAGAGACAUCCAGGUUUAAGAAACAUUUUGCCUAUAACUACUGCCAAAGUGCCUAUAGUAAAAUUUGAACACAGACGAAGUGGGUUAGAAGGCGAUAUCAGUUUAUAUAAUACAUUGGCUCAACAUAACACAAGAAUGCUAGCUACUUAUGCAGCUAUUGAUCCUAGAGUGCAGUAUUUGGGAUAUACUAUGAAAGUGUUUGCUAAGCGAUGUGACAUUGGGGAUGCUUCCAGGGGAAGUUUAUCUUCAUAUGCAUAUAUCCUUAUGGUGCUGUACUUUCUGCAGCAGAGAAAGCCACCUGUUAUCCCAGUUCUACAAGAGAUCUUUGAUGGAAAACAGAUUCCACAGAGAAUGGUUGAUGGAUGGAAUGCUUUUUUCUUUGAUAAAACAGAAGAACUGAAAAAGCGUUUACCUUCACUUGGAAAGAACACAGAAUCAUUAGGGGAGCUUUGGUUGGGACUGCUUCGUUUCUAUACUGAAGAGUUUGAUUUCAAGGAAUAUGUAAUUAGCAUUCGGCAGAAAAAGCUUUUGACAACUUUUGAGAAGCAGUGGACAUCCAAGUGCAUUGCAAUUGAAGACCCUUUUGACUUGAAUCAUAACCUUGGUGCUGGAGUUUCUAGAAAGAUGACCAAUUUCAUCAUGAAAGCAUUUAUCAAUGGAAGGAAACUUUUUGGUACCCCUUUUUAUCCACUCAUUGGCAGAGAAGCUGAGUACUUCUUUGAUUCCAGAGUAUUAACAGAUGGAGAACUCGCUCCCAAUGAUAGAUGUUGCCGUGUGUGUGGAAAAAUAGGCCACUACAUGAAAGACUGCCCUAAAAGGAAAAGUUUACUGUUUAGACUAAAGAAGAAAGACAGUGAAGAAGAGAAGGAAGGGAAUGAAGAAGAGAAAGACUCCCGAGACACUGACCCCCGAGACCUCCACGACACUCGAGACUUUAGAGACCCCAGAGACCUCAGAUGUUUUAUAUGUGGAGAUGCUGGACAUGUACGAAGGGAGUGCCCAGAAGUCAAGCUGGCCCGUCAGAGGAAUAGCAGUGUGGCAGCAGCCCAGCUGGUCCGCAACCUUGUAAAUGCUCAACAGGUGGCUGGUUCAGCUCAGCAGCAGGGUGAUCAGUCCAUAAGGACUAGACAGUCCUCAGAAUGUGUAAGUACUCUGUCUGUCAAUGUGUUAGUCUUUGAAAAUGCAGAGCCAGGCUUUCGAGGACUGACUCCUCCAAUUCCUUGGGAACAUGCACCACGUCCCCAUUUCCCCCUUGUCCCAGCUUCGUGGCCUUAUGGUUUGCAUCAAAACUUCAUGCAUCAGGGAAAUGCCCGAUUUCAGCCCAACAAACCUUUCUAUACUCAAGACAGAUGUGCCACCCGUCGGUGUAGAGAGCGUUGUCCCCACCCACCAAGAGGAAACGUGUCGGAGUAAUGCGAGUCCAUUUUCUUUCAGCUGGUCUACCGAUGCACAGCAACCAGCCAAUCCUGCUGUCUCAAGGGUAUCCGUACCUCAAUGUCAGUUACAUUCAGCAGAAAAAGUGACAUUUAAUGGAAAGCAAAACAAAUCAGGUCCUGAUUUAAAUUUUAACACAUUUAGAUAGCUUAUUUAAAUUCUAAGACUGUUUUUACAGACUGUAUUAUUUGUAUAUAAAUAUGAACUAUAGUUUUUACUGGUAUCACCAAAAUGAGUGAUACAAAUUUCAUCUAUUUUAUUACCCUAUUUUUAAGGGAAUUUUAUGUUUUGUUUAACCUUGAUGAAUUGUAUAAAGAGAGAAUUUAAAAAAUUACAUUCUUUAUUUUCUAUUAGCUGUAUUCAUACUUUGGUUGCUUCAGACUUUAUAUAUUGUUCUUAAGAGUUAGGAAAGAAUUUCAUGUGUUUUAAAUUUGUCACUUCUAUUCUUUACAGAACCUUGUAGUGCCAAAAACUUUUUAAAAGGUAAAAAAAUAAAAUAAAAUUACAACAUGAAGAUUCAGAUUUUUUUUCUUUUCCAUACUUGUAUAUUGAACAUUCAAACUUGAACGGAAAGUUGAUUUUGUCUGUAUUUGAAGUACUUCUAUUUUAAGUUAAUAAAUCUUUUUGACAAGAGUCA